Messenger RNA from Hylaeus volcanicus, 1137 nucleotides. RefSeq names its product syntaxin-16-like. The transcript is spliced from 11 exons. Lineage: Eukaryota; Metazoa; Arthropoda; Insecta; Hymenoptera; Colletidae. The coding region runs from base 52 to 1038 and encodes 328 amino acids. The record is from RefSeq and is a predicted model, not a curated record. Gene Ontology annotation, cellular component: membrane; SNARE complex; endomembrane system. Gene Ontology annotation, biological process: vesicle-mediated transport; vesicle fusion; intracellular protein transport. Gene Ontology annotation, molecular function: SNAP receptor activity; SNARE binding.
GAAAAAAUAAUUUUUUAAAAGCGUUUUAACUUGAAAUCAUCAUUUUUUAUUAUGAAUAAAAUAGAUUGGUUACCGGUAAAAAAUUUAACACCAGAAUAUUUUCAGUAUCGGACAUCAUAUAAACAAUCUUUAAACCGUUUUGGGCCUUGUAAAGCCGUAACAAAUAAAUCCAAUGCUUCAAAGUAUACACCCCAGCUUGAAACUUCCACUGGUAUAACGACGUUUAAUACGACGGAAACGCCUUACAUGACAAUAGAAAUGCGAGAAAAAUAUGCGUCACCUCCAACAUGGUUAGAUAAUGUAGAGGACGUUAAUGAAGAGACGAUUCGCGCCAAAGAAAUGCUAACCCAAGUCAUGUGUCAAUUAAAUAUUGGUUCAAACGAUUCUUCAAAUCUUCCAAACCUCAAUAAUUCGAAAGCUACUGCUGCUUUAAAACUAAACGAAAUUCAAAACAUUCUAGAAGAAUGCCGAGGGAAACUACAAUCGUUCCCUUCUAUGACAGCUUGUAAUAAUGUUGAGAAAGAGCUACAAAAAAACCUUUAUACAUCUUUGAUCUUAAAAAUUCACGACCUACUAGACUCCGUGGAGACACUGAAACCUAUUGUAAUACAUGCAAACAAAAGGAAUGAUAGUGAAAACGAUGGUAGUUCAAAUUAUGUAGGAGAUUCCAUGCUUAAGGAUAACUUCUCAGUAAAAACAUUUGAACCUAGAAAGCAAGGGUAUUGUGUUGCCUUACAACAAGAUUCUUUCUGUGAAGAUAUCCAAGAUGUUAAGAAGCUUGUACAGUCAGCCCAAGAACUUAAUACACUUUUCAGUAAAAUGAGUACUGGUGUGGCUUUACAAGGCACUUUAAUGGACCGAAUCGAUUAUUUAGUAGACGAAGGAGCAGCAAAUGCAGCGAGAGGAAAAGACGAAUUAAUUAAAUUUGAAAAAAAUCGUUAUAUGAAACGUGCUUCACGUCUUAUUCUGACUUUAUCCGUCGUUGACAUUGUCUUAGCGGGUUUAGUACUUUUAAAAAUUCGUAAGCGUUUUGCAUAAAAAACACUUGUACUUUUCGAAAAUCAUCUAUAAAUUACAUUCAUAAUACACGAGUAUUUCAAUUAAAAACAAAUACUUAUUAACAGUGUUUCCCAAAAA